AAUUUUAAUCUCAAUCGAACAGAUCAAUUCCCCCACCGUCAUGCAUUCUGCUUGCUAUAUACAUGCAAUUCUUCUCAUCUCGUCUUCUUGGUAGCUCUAGAGUUUUAGCAACCACUUUGAGUCAUUUUCACUACAAUCCCUGCACAAAGAAAGCUCACUUCACUGAAGCACAAUUACUCCCUGCAGCCCCAUAUUCUAAUAAGCUUGUGAUCAGAUCAAUGGCGUCCAGCGGGCAGCAAUUCCCACCACAGAAGCAGGAAGGUCAGCCCGGCAAAGAGCACAUUAUGGACCCAACUCCCCAGGCCACCACCCCUGAAUAUAAGCCAGCGAACAAGCUUGUGGGUAAAGUGGCUCUGGUGACGGGAGGUGAUUCGGGCAUCGGACGGGCAGUCGGCCACUGCUUCGCACUGGAGGGCGCGACUGUAGCGUUCACGUACGUGAAGGGUCAGGAAGACAAGGACGCAAACGACACUCUGGGAAUGCUGAUGAAAGCUAAACACGCCGACGCCAAGGACCCGAUCGCGAUACCCACCGAUCUGGGAUACGACGAGAACUGCAGACGGAUGGUGGAGGAAGUCGUCAACAACUAUGGCCGGAUUGAUAUUCUCGUCAACAAUGCGGCGGAGCAGUACGAAGCCAGCACCGUUGAGGAGAUCGAUGAGCCCAGGCUUGAGAGGGUGUUUAGAACUAAUAUCUUUUCUUACUUUUUCACCUCCAGGCACGCAUUGAAGCAUAUGAAGGAAGGCAGUUCGAUCAUCAACACCACAUCAGUGAACGCGUACAAGGGCAAUGCCAAAUUGCUGGAUUACACGGCCACGAAGGGAGCAAUAGUUGCAUUCACUCGAGGGCUGGCGCUGCAGAUGGUGGAGAAAGGGAUACGGGUGAACGGCGUGGCGCCCGGUCCCAUAUGGACACCUCUGAUUCCAGCUUCUUUCACCGAAGACGAAAGUGCGAAAUUCGGCACCCAAACGCCCAUGAAGAGAGCAGGCCAGCCCCAUGAGGUGGCACCGUCGUACGUGUUUCUGGCCUCCAACAUCGACUCCUCCUACAUAACGGGACAGGUGCUUCAUCCCAAUGGAGGCACAAUCGUGAACGGUUGAUGCCUGGUAGUAGUAGUAGUAGUAGCCGUCUUAUACGGCGAUGAAAGCUGCGUGUGUAUA
Molecule: messenger RNA, 1160 nt
Organism: Sesamum indicum (sesame)
Lineage: Eukaryota; Viridiplantae; Streptophyta; Magnoliopsida; Lamiales; Pedaliaceae
Product: NAD(P)-binding Rossmann-fold superfamily protein
Molecular function (GO): oxidoreductase activity
Source: RefSeq, marked provisional